GGAUGAUCUGCUCUGCAGUGAAGAUCCACUGAAGUGGAUCUUCAAUCCACGGAAGUGGAGUGUCCGUCAGAGAAUCAACAGCUCUCUCUUAACCCGAAAGACGACAGGAACACAGUUUGCAAACAUGAGACAUAUGAGCAGGAAAGCACACAUCGAAUUGAUGAGAAAGAGCAUCCUAUAAGGGAGAAGAAAGUAUUGCCUCGGGUCCUCCCGCAUCAGCUGACUCCCCCUUCUCCCAAUUCAAUGGUACCUGCUCACUCCAGCUAUUGGCUGAUAAUGACCUUGGUACAUCCAGUUCUGAAAAUCCCUUGGAUGUUAAAGACAUGAGGCAAACUGAAGAGGCUUGUGAUCCCGAUAACACAGAGGACAUUGCAGAGGGGUUGCUUUGUUCUAAUUCAAGUAAUAUUCCCGAUAAACAAGAUGUCUGUGGCCACAGGACAGUGCAUUCCAAACUAUCGAGGUUAAUGGAUGGUGCCUUAGACACUAAUGGCCCUAAUGAAGAAGUCUUAAACUCUAGUCAUCAAAAUCCCAAAGUACAGAAAUACAUCAGCUUUAGCCUACCUCUGAUGGAGGCAGCCUCUUCCCCAGGUGACAGGGCCACGAGCAACAAGCCAGUCAGCCGCCCGGCUUCCAGCAUAGACUUUGACAGCGAUUAUGAACUUUGCUCAGAGAUAACCCUAACCUACACCGAGGAGUUUUCAGACGAUGACCUGGAGUAUCCGGAAUGUUCCGACGUUAUGACAGAUCACUCUAAUGCAAUUUGGCAAAGGGACCUGCAGGGGACUGAGCGUGUUUUUUUAUUAGAAAGCGAUGACGAAGAGAUGGAAUUCAGUGAGUGUUGCCUGGGUGGGUGUGAGCAUUUCCUCAGUGAAAUGGGUUGUGAGCCUCUGGUGUCGGAUGACACCGGGCCUAUGGAUGCCACCGCUGGCCUCUGUGGUUAUCACUCAGCAUCCCAGGAAGUGGAGGUAAGGGGCAGCCUAACCUCCAUGCACAGUGCCGCAUCCCCGCAAACAGGGAUAACCCUGCCUGUGGGACCUCACCAGGAUGGAACGUCUGUGGUGACAGACCCGGGGAGACAUAAGCCACCCACUGCUCCUGGGGCUGCUGAAGUUGGUUAUCCAGGAAUUCAAGGGGAAACCAGAGACGGCCACCAGGCAGCAAAGGAAUUUGCCAGUGACAAUCUGCUAAACAUGGAUAAAGCAGUAACAGAGAGAGAGGGGAAGCACUUACCUGGUGAGUUAGGAAAAUCAGGGAUGAGCCAGUGUUUGGAGACUGUGGCUGAGAGAAGAGUAGGGGGGAAAGACUUAUUGAGCCGGAGGGGCUCUGAGAAACCUGCCAGGGUGAGGCGACCAGGGAUUAAGGGAAAAGCCAAGACGCUGAACCCCAACCUGGAAGAAAGGGCAACAGAAGCCUCCCUGAAUCGCCUGUAUCCCAGAGGACCUGUUAAGCACCCACUAACCCCAAGUGACAAAAGAGAGAGUUCCCAUGCCAAAGCAGAAGCGACUGAUUUGAAUUCCCAGUUCCGUGCAGGAGGCUGUGCUAUUCCAACCCAAGCAGAGCAAGGAGCAAAAAUCCUGCAGACUCCACCAGGCUCACUCUCCAAAGAAGGGAACUUGGACUUGCAGGGAGAAGGGGUGUGGGUUAAAAACGUACUUGAAACAAGCAGUGUUCCAGACUGGGGUGAUCAUCCUCAGGUGCAAAUUCAGGAAACAGUCAGGGAGCAAAUCUCUCUCAGCCGAAUGCCAGCUUUCUCAGAGCCUACUGGGGAGGAGUCCGCACUUACUAUGACCACAUUAGAUUCCUUCUCCAAUUUAGGAGGGAUCGACACGAAAAAUGCAUCAUUGGCCCAACACCUGGAGGUAGAAAGGUGUACCCAAGGCCCACGGCACGAAGAAAACCAAGAUGGAGAAGACAGCACACCUGGAUGUCCCUGGGGAGACCUAGGGUGUGAGCUGAGCAUCCCAGAAGCCAAUAGUGAAAAUAUGCCCCCCUGUGAGCUGUCGGCGCGUCUCCCCCAGGAGAACAGCGCUGACCCCGGGGAGCCCCGGGCUCUCUCUCUUGCUUCCCCUGAACUUGUACAUACCGUCCCCACCUUGGAAACUGCGUGUGCUGGGCCAAGAGACAGAGUAACAGCGUGUGUGCUAGGCCGUCCUGAAGCAGGUGACCGAGAAGCAUGUGAUAUUGUGAGCUCUCCUGCUGGAGCCCCAGCUGGUAAAUAUUUGCCGCAAGAAAUUUGCUCCGUGGACUUCGAGCUGGCAGGUCAAAGCAAAGUAUCUGAUUUGUGUUCUUCUGAUGACAAGGCACUGGCUGUUCUUUCUCAAACACAAGGUUCUGAGCCUCCACAGUCUACACACGGAAGCAGCAAUGAGAGAACCUCUGCCGUGUUCCCUCUUUUUAUCAAUACUCUCACCUGGAGCAUUUCACAGAAAGCCAGUAAAGGCGCCGCUGGGGAAAAUCUCUCCAAGGUGGAGGGUUCCACCUCCACGUUGGCCUCCAUGGUAAAGGCUAGUCAGGAGAGGCUGAGCCCCAGUCACUCAGGUGGGCUCGAGGAAAGACAGCUUCUGUCUUCUGAGAAUGACUCUUUGGAAUGGUCUAAAGAAGGUGGUGACGAGAGCUCUAGCUCCAGUGCCCCGGUCACUGCAGACACACCAGCCAGUCAUAGUUCAACAGCGAGGUUUCCUCAGGAGAAGCCAACAACAUUAAUUGCUAAUCUUGAGUGUUUUGAGGUGACUGGGGAGAGUGGGCACACAUCCACUGUUACCAUUGCCACCAAAGGCCACCUACCCAACUACCCACCUGUUUCAGUUGCUGGGAACAGCCGUGUAGGUGGCCCUGACGAGAGCUCACCUCAGGCACCAGAUGACAGUAUUUCUCAACUUCCUUCCAAUGCACAGUCGGGUCAUAUUUUAAAUGGUUCUACAACUGAAUCUUCAAAAGAGCUGGCGUGCGUGGCUCCCAGUGGACCAGGAAUCCACGUCCACGUUCCUCAGCUUCCAGAGGGAGAGGAUUUCUGUAGCAAUUCCCCUCUUCAGAUUGAUAACCAGUCUGGAAAGAAGAGCCAGACCGUGGACAGAGCAGACACUAGGAGCCUUGGAGAGAAUUUCCAAGAAAAAGGAAGUGAAGCAACACAGAGGGUCCAGCAGGGUUCUCUUGAUGAAAAUUUCCAAGAAACCUUGCCCACGACGUCUGCUGUACAAGGGGAAAUAAACUUGGGACUCUUGGACCACUCAUCGGCCAACUCCAGGGAGGGAAGAGAACAGAGCUCGGGCUUGGGGACUCAUGUGCCCAUGGUGGCUGAAUCUAUAAUGGAAGAUGAUAGUCAGGCUCUGAGUAAUGUUCCCUCUCUCUCUAAUACCCUUCUGGGGGAGUCUAAAGAGAGUGGUCCAGGAUAUUGGGAAGCAGGUAAAGAGCUGAAGAUUAUAACUCUAGAGGCGUCCAUUUCAGAAACCGGGCCACCAAGACAACUGACAGAUUCUAAGUGCAGGGAGUCAGAACCUAGUCUCAUCCCUGGUAGGGUCUGGGCUGUAUCUGACGUUCUAAAGGCUGAUGUUGCCGUGCCUGAAAUGGACCCCUCUGAGAGACCAUCAGCCUGUAGUCCUCAGGCUGAGUCUGGCGGCUCAGCAAUUGCUAAUAACAGAGAAAUCCAUAAAGGUGAAGACCUAGCCGGCCAUGCAAAUUGGAGUUGUCUUUCCUCCCAGUGUUUGAGCCAACCCAGACUCCUGGAGUCCUCUGUGGACCCUGUAGAUGAAAAAGAAUUAUGUGUCACAGACUUGCUAUCAGAGGCUUCCAGAACUGGAAGGAAGGAAAAUGUUAACAGUGUAAGUCAAAACCAAGAGGAAAGCCAACUCAGGAUGGAUCGCCCUGCCUUCUUCAAACAGUUCCUGACGUGCCCUAAAAUCUUAGAGUCCUCUGUAGAUCCCACUGAUGAAACAAGUGUGGAGUGGGCCAGGGUGGAAACACCAGAGCCUUCUGAAUCUACACUGGGGGCCAUCAGAGUGGAGAGUAAAUUGAAUGAUGGAAACUUGGGCCAGAGAGUAGAAGUCCAACCAUCCACCCUGCAAGUUCCGUGCCCCCAGCAAAGUGGGGAAGCCAUUCCAAGUGAAAACAGCAUCAGCCGAGACCAAGGGCACAGUGGGAGAGAGGAGGCAAGACAAAGUCAACACGACGAAGCAAAGGAGGACGUACAGUCUGCCAUUUUGCCUGUCCCGGGUCCUGUCAAAGGUGGGGAAACGAUUCCAAGGGGACGCGGCAGAGGCCAAAUGCAAGAAGGCAGUGAGAGGGGCUUAGCGGAGUCUGAACAAAGUAAAAAUAACAAAGCAGAAUUAGUUUCCCCCACUUUACCUCUUUCUAGCGGUCUUGCGAGAAUGACUCCCGCCUCUGGAGUUGAUACUCACAGCUCCACAAGUCAAAGUCAUGACCUCCCUGAGAAUGAUUUAGUGGAGCCCAGAAACCAUCAAUGUGCGUUUUCUGACUCAAAGAAAAGGGGAGCUAUUGAGAGUGAGUGUGGGAAACAUGUGCCCACUUCUAGUGGUCUCACUUGGGGGCCAUUUACUUCACCUCUUGAAGGAAGCAUCACAGGCUUUUCAAGAAGCCACAAAAUUGAACAUAAAAUAGAGGAGCCCCCAGUUGGGGAAACCAAACCCAUGAGCACACCUGGCCCCCCGGCAGCAACCCUCAUGUCCAGAGAAUGUGCAUCAGAGAAAGUUCCUAAGAUGCUGCAGGACCCCUGCCAGCAGGGCUCCACCCUUGGCCAUGGGAAAAUGUCCAGGCAGGAGAAGGUCGGCCCUGCGGUGGCCCAAGCUGGCUGCCUCCCCAGGGCCCCUCCAGCAGUGACUGGAUCAGAGGAGGUCAAGCGGAAGCAAGAAACCCCAGGGAGUGGACACUUAGCUGAGGGAGUAAAGAAGAAAAUUCUGUCCAGGGUGGCCACCCUGAGGCUGAGAUUGGAAGAGAAAGAAAACGCCAGAAAGAACUCAAUCUUUCUUAAAAAGAGUCCUAAACUCGAAACAUCGGUAUCACGCACAGAUGAGAAAAAAGACUCCAAAAGGCCACCUUGCAAAAGCGAAGGGAGAGCUCCAGUAUUACUGAAAAAGAUCCAGGCUGAGAUGUUCCCUGAACACUCUGGAAAUGUAAAAUUAAGCUGCCAGUUUGCAGAGAUUCAUGAAGAUUCUACUAUCUGGUGGAUGAAAGAUUCAAAGUCGAUAGCCCAAGUGCAGAGAAGAGCAGGAGACAGCUCCACUGUGUCCUUGGCCAUCCUUCAAGCCAGUCAGAAGGACCAGGGCCUCUAUUCUUGCUGCAUCAAGAACAGUUACGGGAAAGUGACUACGGAAUUUAACCUCACCACAGAAGUUCUCAAACAACUUUCAAGUCACCCAGAUGUUAAAGUAUAUGAAGAGAUUGAAUUCAGCCAACUCAUCUUCAGAGGAGACUUCCUCAGUGACAGCUACUUCGGGGGCCGUCUGCGCGGUCAGAUUGCCACGGAGGAGUUGCACUUUGGGGAAGGGGUCCACCGGAAAGCCUUCCGCAGCAAAGUGAUGCAGGGCCUCACACCAGUCUUCAAGCCCGGCCAUGCCUGUGUGCUCAAGGUGCACAAUGCCGUUGCCUACGGGACCAGAAACAAUGAUGAGCUCAUCCAGAGGAACUACAAGCUCGCCGCCCAGGAAUGCUACGUUCAAAAUACCGCCAGAUACUAUGCCAAGAUCUAUGCCGCUGAAGCACAGCCUCUGGAAGGCUUUGGAGAAGUGCCAGAGAUCAUUCCUAUUUUUCUUAUCCAUCGACCUGAGAACAAUAUCCCAUACGCCACAGUGGAGGAAGAGCUGAUUGGAGAAUUUGUGAAGUAUUCCAUCAGGGAUGGGAAGGAGAUAAACUUCUUGAGAAGAGAAUCGGAGGCUGGUCAGAAAUGUUGCACCUUCCAGCACUGGGUCUACCAGAAAACAAGUGGCUGCCUCCUGGUCACGGACAUGCAGGGUGUAGGAAUGAAGCUGACUGACGUUGGCAUAGCAACAUUGGCUAAAGGCUGGUGCCCAGUGAAUGAAGAAAUGAAUGAACAAACAUGAAGAAAUGGAGAUAUUGAUGGAAUGGCAGGAAUUACUAGAUGGUUCCAGAGCGGGCAGCUCCCUUAGUGCCCUUUCUUUUCCACAUAGGUGACAAUCGAUUCUACCUGUUCAUAAAUUCAGCCCUGGCUUUAUUUUGCACACAGACACGGCACAUGCCGCCCACCCCACCCAAACUAGGGGGUUUAUUUCAAUUCCUCCCCUCCAUCCUCAACCUGAAUUCCAAGUCCUUCUAGCCGUUCCUCAUAAAUUAAAAUUUUCUUUAGAAAGCAUCUCAGACUAAAACAUCUGUUAUAAAUAGUUUCUGGCUUGCUUCUAAAAGGGUUACCAAUGUGGGGAUUCUCUAUAGGUUUUUCUUGUCUCACUGAGUUUUCUUUAAACGAGUCCUUUAUUAAGCGAGACAAGAACCUUGAUUUCUUCCAUGCAGCCAGAGGUGGGAGUUCCUGCAGCUUUGCUCCACCCCCUCCCUUCUCAGGGCGUGUUUGGAGGCAGUAAAUUGCACAGGGAAGCCGUGCUAAGCUGAGGGAGAAGCCGACCAUUGCUGUCAAGUGGUGGUUUUCCUAUGAGUCCAAAAGGCUGUGCCAUCCAUUAUCAGCAAGAGAGGAAAGAGGACUCGCUUUUAAGGAAGAAGUCAGCCUUGCAUGGUUUCCAACACAUAUUGAAUAAAUCUGUGUAAUCCUCAACAAAAUAUUAGCCAACAGAAUCCAACAACACAUAAAAAGGACCAUAUACCGUGAUCAAGUUGGAUUCAUUCCAGGGUCACAAGGAUGGUUCAACAUACGCAAAUCAAUCAGUGUGAUACACUCCAUCAACAAAAGAAAAGACAAAACCCACAUGAGCGUCUCCAUAGAUGCAGAAAAAAGUGGGUAUAGAGGGAACAUAUCUCACCAUUAUAAAAGCCAUUUAUGACAAACCCGCAGCCAACAUAAUACUAAAUGGUGAAAAGCUGAAUAAAUCUGUGUGGAGCGAAAGCAGGAUGUAAAAAUAGCCUCCGAGCUCCUCCUGAAGUGGAUUGCGACAGUGUGAUUUUACAAAGUUGUAUGACACAAAUGUCAAGAAGGAAAGAGAGCCGUUUUCCGAUUUAAAGAGGUUUCUGAAGUCAAAGAAGGAUGAUGUGAGAUCAUUCACACUUUAGUCUAUCUCCUUGCUACUCCAAGGGGGGGGGGGUCCCUGGACCAAUGGCAUCAGCAUGGGUUCAGAGCUUGUUAGAAAUGCAGCAUCUCACACCCCACCCCAGACCUACUCAAUCCAAGCCAGCACUUUAGCAAGGCCCCUGCAUGAUGUGUAUGCCCCACUCCCAUCCAAGGGGCAAGAUAUUUAUGAAAAUACUCUGCUGGAUGAUGUUUAGUAGAAUAAAUUUAUUGUUCCAUGCUUGGAGAUCGUGAGAGAAGAUGGAUAAUUUAAAGCGAUGGGCUAGAAAAUUAUACUAAUUUGAGGAUAAGGAUACAAAGACUCAGUUAAUAAAAUUCAAUAGAACUAAGGUUUCUAAAAAUGGAAAUGUGUGAGAAAGUUCUCAAAUACAGGUUAUUUUUUCCCAUUGUAUUAGAGUCCUCAGGCUUCCAAAAUGAAUCAUCACAAAACCGGGUAGCUUAAAACAAUAGAAAUGUGUCCUUUCCCAGUUCUGGAGGCUGAAAGUCUAGAGUCAGGCAGCAGGGUUGGUUUCUCCUGGAGGCUCUGAGGGAGAAUUUGUCCCCUCCUCUCUCCUACGUUCCAGAGGUCGUUGCCAUCCUCAGCGUUCCUUGACUUGUAGAUUACGACUCCCAUCUCUGCCUCUGUUGUCACGUGCUAUUCUCCCUGUGUGUCUAUAUACUCUCCUCUUCUUACACAGACGCCAGUAAGAUGUCCUUAUUGGAUUAAGGGCCCGCUCUACUCCAGUAUGACCUCACCUUAAUGACAUCUGCAAUGACACUGUUUCCAAAUAAGGCCACAUUCUGAGGUUCUGGGAAGGACAUGACUUUUGGGGGAGACACUAUUCGACCCAAUACAUUCAUCCAACAAGAACAACAAUGGCGAGUGUCUGCAAUGGGGGCCUUGCUGGAGAGAUGUCAUGAUGCUUCAAAUUUGUGGUCCCCUCCAAUCCUGAGGGUGGCGGAUGGCACACGUGGCAUGCAAGGUGGACCACAAGCAGGAGAGCCUGGAUUUUUCAUUUCUUGGGUGUAUGAGCACUUGGUGUAAUUGAACUUGUGUCCUUUGGAAAAACUCCGGGUUAACUGAUCUAGGAACACAAACGAUGUUGCCCUGUUUUCUUCCCAGGCAGCAGUAAUGGCUGUGAGUUUGAGAGAAUAAGAGGUCAAAUAGAAGCCCAGCAGCCCUGGCUGAGACAGAGACCAAAUUGAGAAAGGAGAAAGAUUUUUAAUUCUGCAGAUGCUAGGUAGCAAAAAUAGUCUACACCUGAGAUAGCUGGGGAGGGACGUUCCAUAUUGCCUGGGAGGCCCAUUUGAGAGUCCAGCAUUGGAUGGAGAGAGAAAAGGAAGUUUAGCAGUGUGAUCUGGAGAUGCCCUGGGCCGAGAUGAGGCGGCUCUGAGGAUGGGGCCGGCAUACAUUCAUUUCUUCCCUUGACCUUUAUUGAAAAGCCUCCCUAGACAGGUAUUCUGGACAUAAAGUAGUGUCCUGGGGGAGAUCAGUCUGUGCACGGGAAGGCAUACCCUGAAUUCUGAGAAGUGGAUGUAGUUCUCACAAGGAUACAGGGAAGAUGCAGGAGAGAUUUCUUCUCAUGGUGUGAGAGAGGGGAGGCGCCACAGAAAUGCACUCGAGCUGGGGCUUGAAGGAAGCCAGGGGCUGAGUCAGGGGCUCCUUGACUGAGCAAACCUGCCUUCAUUCUAGGGCCUUGCCCCGUCUGCGUGCGGCCUUCUGUAGUAAAAUCGGCCCCGGUCUCUGCUGCCUACUCUGGCUUUCCCGGAGGAGUCUAAAGAAGGUGCUAGGUUCCUAGGAAGAGAUCUGGGCUCCACCCAGCUGGGCUGCCCAGAAGUCCUGCUCCUUUGUCCCAAACUCAGCCAUUCCCAUUUCAGAAGGUGGGAACCAUUAUGUAAGGGCUCAUUUGUUACGCAGCAUUACACACUUGGCCGCCAGGCUGGGCUUAAGAAGCAACUAGCAAAUUUUCUGGGAGGUUGCAGUGUGAAUUAGUGAUUCUUCUCUGCUGAGACUAGGUGUUGUCUGAAUGUUUACAAGCCUCAAGGCAGCUUUAGACAGAUGACCGUGACUUGUUUCCAAUGUGCUUCCAUAGGGAGGCUGCCUUUGAUCAUCCUAGUUUGAGAAGCUCAGGAGUCGGUGUGAGACAAGUGGGGCCUCCCUGGCAGGAGGAUGGGAUUAGGCUUUCCAUUCCAUCUGACAAUCACAGGUCCAGGUGGCUUCGCAUCCCUCCGGGGCGUGCUCAGGCACCAAGGAAAUGCAGGCAGGCUCUUUCAGCUAUUCUCAGGACCUCCUACAGGAGAAGACAGAAAUGUAAAGAUGACAUGGUUGGCAGUGGCAUUUCUUUCUACCCUGCUAGAGUCAACACCUGUCUUGGGCUGACUUUUUCUUCAACGAGGGAGUUUGGCUUUUAAAAAUGGAGUCAUUUUUCACAAGAAAAUGUACUGUGGGCUCCCAGGGAGAGGGGGAAGAGCCGUUUCCCUUCAAGGAGGAGGAAGGGCAGGCUGGAUUUGUAACAAACACGUCAGGAUGGAGCUGCUCACUGAUGCUUUGGCUUCAGAGAUGAAAGAAAUCUUGCAGGCCCUUAACAGCCUAAAACCCAGCUUGGGUUUCCUAGGGAAAAGCGCACAAGUCCCAGUCCAUUCAAUUCAGGUCUGUUGGCCUUUAUGGUUUCUACCAGCAAAUGAAGGAGACCCAAUUUCUUGAUUCAUAUUAGCUACAGAUUCAGCGCAAUGCCAGCAUUGCAGACUUCCUUUUGCCAAUUAGCGUUUGGCCCUACUAAUCAAAUGCAGCAGAACUCGCUCACACCCAGCAGGACCAGUUUCCUAGGCAGGCAGCCUGUGUGGUCACAUAAGGCCCCACACUCAGAUGGGCCUGGGCUUCGUUUAAUGCAUGUUCUGCUGUUGUCAUCUUGAAAGUCUUAAUAAUUAUUGCCCAAGGAACCCAUGUUUUCGUUUUGCACUGGGCCCUGAAUAUUAUGUCGAUGGUCUCAUAUGCCAUCCACACCCCUGCAUAUCCUCUUUGCCAGGCAAAUCCCAUAUCCUUCAAUCUCAGCUUCAGCAUCCCUUCCACAGGAAGCCCCUACCAGCUGCACCAACUAUAACCUUGACAACUAUAAUACAGCCUGGCCAGCAUUAAUUGAAUAUCAUCCACUGUACGUCAUGCGCUGAUCUAGGUGGUUUGUAUGCAUUUCCUCAUUGUCAUCCUCUCAGCAGCCCUUCACCAGCUUUCUUGCUGGAUUUUGGAGAUUUGGGGGCAUGGGGACUUGUCCAUUCAGGAGGACACUUACCUCCCAUGAUUGAUCGAGAUGUGAAAACACAGUCAUUGACGAUUUGAAUAUGAAAUGUCCCAACCCAAAGGAACAGCCCCUGAGACCACUCCAGGCAGGUCAGCAGGGUCCCUCCAGGAGCCUACCAGAGGCAGAGGCCCAGAUUCUUCUCGUCCUGAGGAGAAGAUGCAGUGUCACAGGAGAGAGCCCUUCUGCAGGAGGGAGACUCAGAGGGCUGCACCCUGGUCUCUUCUCUCACACCCACUUGCUUUGUUGUCUUAGGAUGGCCGCACAGCCUCUCAGCCUAAACUCCUUCAAUGAUAAGUGGAAGGGUCUAAACUCAACUUCUUCCAGCCCCAAAGUUCUAGAUUUCUUUGUUCAGAACCUCUGGAUGGGAUGGGAUGGCUUUCAGAUCACCAAGAGAUCUUCUAAUUUUUAUGGAGAUGGUCCAGCACUAGUCACUAUGACUAAAAAAAAAAAAAAAAAAAGCUAUAAAAUGCUGACAUAGCAGAACUGUCAACCCCUAGAACAUUUGUCUGAUCAUAAUCUUUGGUCUUUACUGCAUGCCAGUUGGUCUUUGCCUUUACUUCAUUCCACAAGUUUUGUUUUUUCUACCAAUAGUUACGUCAACCAUUUGGCCAUUCUUGCCUAAAGUAGGAAUAAAUAUAUUUUCACACACCAUUAGUUUCCCCGCUGAAACGUUUCUUUUAAUGUUGGUGAAGGGUCCUGUUUAAAAAAAAAAAAAUUGUUU
Molecule: messenger RNA, 11197 nt
Organism: Balaenoptera ricei (Rice's whale)
Lineage: Eukaryota; Metazoa; Chordata; Mammalia; Artiodactyla; Balaenopteridae
Gene: ALPK2
Product: alpha kinase 2
Exons: 10
Coding region: 324-6053 (1909 amino acids)
Biological process (GO): protein phosphorylation
Molecular function (GO): protein serine/threonine kinase activity; ATP binding
Source: RefSeq, a predicted model, not a curated record